Messenger RNA from Drosophila teissieri, 592 nucleotides. It is a transcript of the gene Roc2, whose product is annotated as RING-box protein 2. The transcript has 3 exons. NCBI's taxonomy places the organism in Eukaryota, Metazoa, Arthropoda, Insecta, Diptera, Drosophilidae. The record is from RefSeq and is a predicted model, not a curated record. Gene Ontology annotation, cellular component: Cul5-RING ubiquitin ligase complex; nucleus. The coding region runs from base 174 to 515 and encodes 113 amino acids. Gene Ontology annotation, molecular function: zinc ion binding; cullin family protein binding; ubiquitin protein ligase activity. Gene Ontology annotation, biological process: protein ubiquitination; ubiquitin-dependent protein catabolic process.
UUUCGCUUGUUUUGUUGUGGCCACACUGCCUGUUGGCUUGCUAUUGUUUACAUUCAUUUAUUUCGCCUUCUAAUUUGGUGAAGGAUACACACAAGAAGCUAAACUGUGAUAGUCCUCUCCUAUAAAAAAGAGGAUUAACCUAGUAGAUUGGCCAGUUGCCGAUAAUAUUUCACAUGGCUGAUGAUCCGGAAAACUCAGUGGAUAGGCCCACAGACGACGGAGAUGCGGGCAAACCGGAAAAGAUGUUCACCCUUAAGAAAUGGAAUGCAGUUGCAAUGUGGAGUUGGGACGUGGAAUGCGAUAUCUGUGCCAUUUGCCGUGUUCAAGUCAUGGAUUCCUGCCUUCGCUGCCAGGCGGACAACAAGCGGGAUGUGAUGGGUCGCCAGGACUGCGUGGUGGUUUGGGGCGAGUGCAACCACUCCUUCCACCACUGCUGCAUGUCGCUGUGGGUCAAGCAGAACAACCGAUGCCCGUUGUGCCAGCAGGAGUGGUCCAUCCAGCGCAUGGGAAAAUAGAUAUCUCCACCUGAUAUUACUAUAUGCUGUAUCUUAAAACAAUUAACAAUAAAAAUAAUAAGAAAAAAAUAUAAAAA